AUGCUUCGGUUUUGGGACAUGAUUUUAAAGGCAAUUCUGGUGGUUUUCCUUACGAAUGGAGCAUUUACCAUUGGUAAGUCCAACGAAACGCGCAAGCGAAAGAAGUUACGCUGAUUGUGACGCGAUAUGUAGUCGACGCUGUCUAGUGCGCGCUGAAAUCCCAAUCUUGUUUGAAUUUCAGACAUAACAAGUCAUCCAGUAUUAAAGCCUCUCUUAACACGCACUUUUGCGACUUUCUAAUGAUUGAGAAACAUUUGGGUUGCAUUACUAUUUGGAAUUUCAAAGCAGAUCUUAGAGAACAUGAGUUUGCUAUUGCGCAGCUAGCUUUGUUUGUUAGGCAUAUACUGUUUCAACAAUGAUUCUUGUUUGUUCAUACUUUUUGAUACUAAUAUAUUCUACAAGUGAAUUGCGCUAAAAUUUUCCUCAUAACGGUCUUCUUUUUGUAAAGGAAGGCGUUUCGAUUUAUUUUUGUUCGUGUCUAAAUUAAAUGAUGGAACUUGCAACCACAAACUUCACUUGCGAUCAGCUUUAGUUCUGAGUCUCGCUCUUACAGUUUUAUCACUCCCAGCAAACAUUGUGUCUAUCUUCAAAGAUUAAUCUAAGCUUUACUCCGCUUUACCACAUCACAUAAAAUCUAGACCAGUUUACAUGGCGUGCCUAGUUCCACGGAUCGAAAUUCCACCGAACGCUUGCUGCGGGAGCUACAAAUUUUCUCUGCUCAGUCGCUUGCGUUAUUAUAAGACCGAAAUAUUUGCACGUAUUUAUUCACUUUAAAUUUUUUGCGCGAUGAAGAUAUUUUUGUAUCUGUUUUUUAUACCAGUUUUUUAAAAAUACGUCACAAGUACUUAAUUGUUAGACAGUGACUUUGCAACUUCUUAAAAUAGUGUUUGGCAUGGAAUAUAAUACUAACACAUCCGAUCUUCAAUCUGGUCUGCGAAACGAAACGUUACAUCAUUCGUCCUUUUUGCGUUGAUUUACAGAAAUUUCCUCCAAUUCCUUUGUAUGCUUGAUUGGAUAAAAAAAAUUGUGCCCUUUUAUGGAUUGGGCUUUUUGCGUGUCAUGGCAUUCGUUUUUCGAAUGAAUUUGUCUUUCGUUUCGUGACAAAGUAGUCUAAAUUAGGGCUUAACCCUUAAAAUCCUAAGAGUGAUCAGCAUCAAAUUUCUCCUUGUCAUAGGAAUGCUUUGUGAAACAGAGUGGUCAUGAGAAUUAAGGACAUGAUCACACGAGAUGUAUUUACUUGAUACUUUAUUAACUUCUCCCCGCUACUUUUAUAGUCAAUGAAUAGGGGUGAGAAAGGAGAAUUUUAAUUUUGAUCUUAGGGUUUAAAGGGUUAAUACUCCGGUCAGGCUAAUGACAGAGGUAAAUGCGAGACUGAUUAUAUUGCUGUUUACAUUAGGUCUACCGAAACCGAAAAGUAAUUUCACUCUCGCAGACUUUUAAAAUCUAUUCUCUUAUCGUCUCAGUAUCAAUUCUUACACAUCCCGGAUCGGAGGAAACUUAAAAUGGGCAACGCUCGCAUGUUACGAGAUUGUACGUAUAAGCCUGGGAAAAGAGCCAGCUUUGUGGAGCUGUCAUCGCGCGCUGUGCGUGUACGUAUACGCAAAGUACUCUUACAUAAUUACAUGGGAUACAUCUUGGAAAAAAGGCUAGUUUUUUUUUUUCGCUUCCGCUCUAACUUUCGGGCAAUAACUCGAUUGGAAACGCUUACUACGCAGGCUAAAAAAAAGCAGAAAGGUCACGAUUUUUAUAUGACGUAGCUUGGGCGCAAAGGUCGAAGCGCAGAGAGGGGAGGGGUAAAUUAAACUUGUUUUCGUAAUUUACAAGCAUUAAAAUAAACAUAAUCAAGUCAAAGAUUGGCGAGCAUCAUAAGCCAUACGUUCGUAGAAAAUUAUUGAGAUCAACCAAUAGUAUCCUCCCACGCAGGGGUUGAACGCGUGACGAAUCAAAAGCACGUCUACGUGGGAGGCAUAAACCCUUAAAAUCGUAUGUCAGCAAACUGAAUGAAAAGUGCUGAAAUAUCCUAGCCCCUUUAGAAAAAGCAAAGUUGGUGGGAUGACGAUCUUGGAGCAGUUUUGGAGUUCAUAAUAAUAAGAGACCUUUCGAGUCUGAGAAAAGGAAGACUACGAGGACAAUUAUUUUCUCAGUACUAAGUAGUGCGCACGCGUGAACCAGCUGUCAUUUAUCUUAUACAUGUUUAAGUAAAAAUGUCCAAGUAACGGAAACAGGUCAUCAAACGUUGGAAGUUUCAUCAUUUUGCGAUCGGGAGAGAGCCUAACCUCCUUCAAUGAAAACUGAUAACCGUGCUAACUUUUCUGUUGAAAAAAGUAAAAUGAAAAAAUCUCGAAUGUGAAGGUUUCUAUAAAUGCUGCUUUUAUUCCCAGGUAUUGUUCAAGAAAUUGAUAUGUUCAAGGAAGUUGGACUGCUUGACAAAUCUCUCCCACAAGGCGUCACUUCAACACAGGGACAAAACAGCAAAAGCCGCGCCUUUCACUUUACCACACAAGCUCAAGACCUCCGUGCAAAUCAGAACGCUUUUAAUAACGCAAACACGCUUAUUCACGACAGUCAAGAUUUUUGGGUCUCUGCAUGGGUCAAACUUGAUACAAAUAACCCUAACGACAAUACCAUCCUCUCAAUUAGCUCUGGAGACGGAAAUGACCUGUAUUUCAAGCUGAAGAUAUCGUGAGUUAAACUGAAAUGAAGUGUGAAUACUUAAGCUCCCGGCGGAGGGGGGGGGGGGGCACGCCACUAUGAACGCGAGGGCUUGAUUGCUCGUGCCCCCCUCAGGGGUCCCAUGUCUGAUUCUACCCUCUCUUAGGGUUUUUGGGGGGGAUUUUCCUUUUUUUCAAAAGCACGGGAGUUUUUUUAAAUUUUUUCCAGAACAGCCCAAAGCGAUACCAAAAAGGGCAAAAAUAAUGACAUUCCCCCCCCAACACCCUAAGUGAGGCUAAAAACUGCAAUGUGCCCCCUAGUGAGACGACGAGCAUCUAAGCCCUCACUUUCAUAUUGGAGUGCCCCCCCCCCCCCCUCCGCCGGGAGCUUAAGUAUUCACACUUCAUUUCAGUUUAACUCACGAUAUCUUCAUUGGUUGUAUUUUUUCGAGGAAAAGGCGUCGUUGGGAUUUAUGAGUUUUCAGUAGUUGCGACUGGGGCUUUUCCACUCUACCUUUUUUUAAAAGGUAAAAUGUUGUGAAUGAAAAAGAGAGGAAGGGAAAAAAAUUAAGCCGCGGGGGGGGGGGGGGGCACUCCCAUAUGAAAGUGAGGGCUUGGAUGCUCGUCGUCUCACUAGGGUGCACAUUGCAGAUUUUAGCCUCACUUAGGGUGUUUGGGGCGGAAUGUCAUUAUAUUUGCCCAUUCUGGUAUCGCUUUGGGCUGUUCAUGAAGAAAUUUACAAAAACUACCGUGACAUUGAGAAAACGGAAAUCUCCUUUAGGGGUCAGCAGGAGUCACGUUAAGUUUCAGCCACACCCACAUUGGUCUUCCUUAGGGGUUUAUUUUUAAUUAUCCACGAGCAUCCCCGUCACUUUUAAAAAUAUGGUAGCCCCCCUCCCCGGCCCUUAACUUUCCCAGUCUGCGAGCAAGCUCUCCAUUUAUGUUAAGCGAAGCGAAAAGCGAGAGAACGCGUUAGCGGUCCUUUCGCAUGCUGGUCUUGCGCGACCUCUCGCGACUCCCCUAAAUGGAGAGCUUGCGCGCAGACUAGCUUCCCCCGGCACUAUCCACACUUGAAAAUACGCCAAACGUUGGUAUCAUGGUUGAAAGUGUAGGCCUGGUAUUCCUCUAAUAGGCUAAAAUCACAUUGUAAUUAUACAUAAAACCCCAAAAUAACUGCUCACUUUUAUUCAAUACUCUACCAAUUUCUCCCAACUACAAAAAAAAUGCGUUCCUCUCAGUACUGAAACGUCUUCCUCUUCUCUCUUUCUUUCAAAUAUGGUGACAUAGCCUAAAACUGUCCUCAUUUAAAUGCCAAUUCUUUUUUAAAGCCAAGGCACUCGGUUGGAGUUUACUCCAGCCAAAAGGAGAUUGAGUAUAUUUCUGCUUCCAAUAGUGCUAGUUUCACAAUUUACUCUAUUUCUCCUCCUCCCUCCCAUUCCUGAUACUUUACGGGCUUCCUCCCUUGAGCUUCGGAAGGCUCUGCGAUACACGUAUUUCUAGUUUCAGAAAUAAUACGUCAUAAUAAAGCCGUUGAAUCACACGAUCGCCUGGGGCGAGCGUGGGAAAAACACCCUCUGCGUGUCGUUUUCUUGCAAAAGGGUAUACUCCAAGUUUGUUCGUUCUCACUGUUGUUUCUGAGAAAAGUAAGAGAUUGUUUAUAGUCUAGUGGUGAUGUAAACAAAUGUCGCUUUAUUUUCAGAGGUGUCAAUGCCGGUGGCCUUAAGGUCGAAGUUUCAGUGAGGCACACACAAGGGUCUGAUCCCAGACCCAUCGAAGCUUUAUCUGACCGCUAUACGGUGGAGUACGACAAAUGGAACAAAGUCGCAGUACGGUUGCAAGACGGCGAGCGGGUUAUUAGGAUUUACAUUAACGACACGGUCAACCCCGCAAAAGUGGACAUGUUACCUGGUAUCGCUGACUUUCCCGCAAAUGCUCAACUCCGUCUCGCUCAAGAAUUAUCAAAGGGGAGAGAGGGGCAAAUUACUAUUAUAGAUAAAUUCAAGGUAAAAUGUCCUAAACGCCGAAACUUUUGGCAGGCAAAAAUUCGGAAGUGAAUCGACUACUCCAGAAAAUACCACAACAUAUCAUAAUGCGCUUUAUUUGUCACGCCAAAAUUUUGCGUAAGUGUUGUUUUUAGUUUCAUUUGGGGCCAUUUUAAUUCCUAAGAGAAACUGAAGACAAUGCUUAUGCAAAAUUUUGGGGUGACAAACAAAGAGCAUCAUGGUAUGUUAUGGUAUUUUCUGGAGUGGUCAAUUGCUCAAUGACACGUUUAUGAUGAUUAAAUUUCUUUUCUUUUUUCCAGGGAGAUCUUCAAGAUGUGAAGCUUAUGAGAGGAAAUUUCAACGAUUGUCCUCCUCUUACUACGGUAAUUUGACGAGAUUGAAAACCUUAAACCUGCGGUAAAAGGCCAAAUGAUGAAAACUUUAAAACCCCAAACCUUAACUAUCGUAAAGGGAAAGUUCACCUCCCAACUCUAAUUUUCAAGUACAUUUGGGAUAUCCUUGUAAACUAACUUAAAACUUUGCGGAUAUUGUACUUCUUCCCAGUCAGUGAGCAGAUACAGCAAAACCAGAAACGGAAAAGUUGAUGUGGAUCUGAAACUGGAAUGGUUUUCUUAUUCACAAAAUUCCAAAACCAAAAGGAAAAAUCGUCAGUCACCACUGAAGGAAGCAAUUCCUAACUGAAAUCUUUUGACACUCCCUGAUACUGAAGGAAAAAAGCUGUUCCCGUAUUUAUUCGAUUAACCGCCCUGGGCGCUUAUUAAAUUUUUUGGACCUUGAGAGUGAGCGCUUAUUCGAGGCGGGCGCUUAUUCGAGGCUGGGCGCUCAUUAAAUUUUCUCCAUUCUCAGCAAGCGUGGUAGUAUAUUUUGAAACAAAACAGUAAAUGCUAAUAACAAAAAGAGAAGAUGUAACAAAGCAAGGUUUCUGUAAAAGACCCUGAAGAAAACUCCGUCUUCGGGAGUGUCUCUUGUUAUCUCUCAUUGGAGUUUUUGUGGGAGGGAGUGGGGUAGGGUGGGCGCUUAUUCGAGGCUGGGAGCUUGUUAACUUUUUCUGCCUUUAGGGGAGGCGCUUAUUCGAGGUGGGCGCUAAUUUGAGGUUGGGCGCUUAUUCGAAUUAAUGCGGUAUCUUUCAAAUCCUUUAGGCAUCGGGCUGAUCACAUAGGCCCCCAACGCAGACGUUCUUGGGGGUUCGUCAGUGGAGCCGGAACGCGUGUCGAACCCCUAAGAACGUGUGCGCGGAAGGCUAAAGGCUGGUUUUCACUAACGACGGAGUCAAAGUCGUAAUCAGAAGCGUAGAGCUUAUGAUCUAGUGAAAACCAGAUUGUCGGAGUAGGAAGCAGGAGCAGAAGAGCCAAACCAAUCACAAAACGUGGGAACGUGCCUUGUCCUUGGUUUAUCCUUCCGCUUUAGCCUGCGUGGUAGGCGUUCGAAAGGGAAGGAGAAGGGGAUUAGGGCGCGAGACCACGCGCGAGGGAGGAGGGAGGAGGGGAACAGCAUUUCCCUCCCUCCUUCCUCGCGCGCUCCUUGCGUUUCUCUCGCGCCUAAAACUCCCUUUCCCUUUCCUUUCAAACGCCUGCCACGCAGGCUACUUCCGCUUCUGCUUCCGACUCCGACAAUCUGGUUUUCACAAGAUCAUUAGCGGAACGUAAGCGACGGAGUCGGAAGAAAUGGAAACGUUCUGAUUCUUCUGACUCCGAUUCCGUCGCGCUUAUGACGCCGCUUACGACUCCGAUUUUUGAUUUUCACUAGGUCAUAAGUGCUCUUACGACUCCGCUUACGACUCCGACUCCGACUCCGACUCCGACAGUGGUGAAAACCAGCCUUCAGGACAAGAGUAUUCCUUUUAAACUGUGACAAAGCAAACCUUUUACAAACAGUUUUCCAAUUUUUUAGCCGUUUUACAGCUAACAGAAGACUGCAAAUCACUCGGUUUUUCUUAUAAAUUAACCGCUCCUCGUAAAACGAGAACGGCCGGCAGAAUGGCUCCCUCCUCCCUAUUUAUUUUUCACCCGCACAGCUCGCAUUUUGACCAUGGUAUAAUACUGCUGUACUGCAGUCUGUACGUGCUAACCCUUUUGAGAGUCUCAACCAACCAUGCUGCCGUUUGUUCCAAUGCAGUGCAAAUGUUCUGACGCGUUACAGCAAAAGAAAUGCGUGAUGGACGGCAUUAGGUAUGACGACGGAGCUCGGUGGACCAAAAACAACUGCAGCGUUUGUAAAUGCGAGGUGAGUGAGCGCAUUAUAAAGCGGAUUUCAGGGUGGGUUUUGAUUGACUCAAAACUCGCCCCAAAUUUUUUUAAUUUGGCCAAGACUUGCUGGCAGGUGUUUUCCCGCGCUUGGCAGCUGCUGAAUGUAUAUGCUUGGAGAUCUGAUUGGCUCAUUUCAUCAUCUGUGUGUACCGUGAUUGGCCAAAGUUGUUGCUUUGAUUACAACAACAACAAUCUCUCUUGGUAUAAAUACAAUUAAAAAUAUUUCGUUUUUUUUAUGAACUAAUUGAGCCUGUCCACAGUCUCUAUUUAUUUACUUAUGUGAUUAACUAACUACUUAAUUUUUUUUGUUAUGUUUUCAGUCUGGACAUGUGACUUGUACUUACACGUGUAAAGUCUGCGUAGAUAAUGGCCAGCAGUAUUUCCAAGACGAGACCUGGAAAAUGUCUAAUAACACCUGCUACACUUGCCGCUGUCAGGUAAUGAUAAGAUGUAACAGGCUGUGAGUUUUCGCGAAGGUACUGAGAAAGGGAAGAAAGCACGUGUUCGUUUGCUACUAGCCUUCGAAUACAACAGUCACUCCUUGCUCCUCGCCGCGGCGAUAAGCGAGGAGAGACGGUUGUAUUCCCAAGCUAAGCUGCUACUCCCUUUUGAUGAAAAUGAAGCUCUUUCUUUCUUUCUUCUUUUUCUCCUUCUUUCCUCUCCUCCUUCGUCCUGUAUUGACUCUUGUGGGUUGUUUGUUCUUGUCUGAACAUCUUAAGAUAAAGGCAUGGCAGUGCCAAACCCCUUUCACUGAUUUUAAGGUUAUCUUUGGAUAUAUAGCUGUGAAAAAAGCAAAAAUACGAUAUCUACACACGACCUACGUUAAUCUUACAUAGAAUGAAUGAAAUGAAUAGACUUGCCUAGUAGUUCAUUCCACCACACGUUUAAUUGAUGCCUUUCUUUCUUUCUCUCGUCUCCUUUCUUCAUUCUUCUUUCUGUCUUUUUUGCUCCACUGAGUCAAAAACGUCGUCAGUACAGAGUUAAUACAAUGUUUGCUGUUUCAGGAUGGUCAAUCCACUUGUAAUCCCCCUUCCUGCCCAGUAACCAGCUGCCCGUCUGGAAAGACCGUUUUACCUGAAGGAGAAUGCUGCGAGAUUUGUCAAGGUAUUAGUUUUUCUUGUCGUUUUUUGGUCUCCAGGGAGCUAAAAAUGUUCUAGCCAUUCACAGACCCUCUAUUCUCUCUUUAGAGAUCGUCGAAAGCGCGUGUGAAAGGAAAAUCGCGCGCACGCCUCGCUCGCUGAGCCCCAAAUUUUCGGGGAAAGAGAGAGAAGAAAAAACGUCUGUGAACAGGCUAAGAAUGUUCCCAUACAAGUGGUAAAUACGUAGCUUCUGAUAGCAUGUACACAAAGCACCGCAUUAAAUGAAGCUGCCCGCGCAAGUGUCCCUUUUCUUUUUACCUGUUUCCUUUGUCCUUGUGGCACAUUUUUUUUCUUGCUGGUGAUGUCUGCUCGUGCUUUCUAGCUUUCUCUUCAUCUUGAACCCCACAUCAGAGUUUGUUCAGAGAGUAGUUUAUUACUACUUGUGGCAUCACGAUUUUUUUAUUUUAUUUUAGAGAAAUACUGUGAGAGAAAAGGAAAAGAAUAUUCAUGCGGCUGUGAAAAGACAUGUGUCAACCCUUCGGGAUCUUGCAGCGGUCCGUGCAAGGAAGGUUGCUUCUGUAAAAGAGGCGAGAUUUUGAAUUCGCGAGGGGAAUGUGAGGCUAACAGCAAUUGUGGUUGCGUUUACAAAGGAAAGGAAUAUAAG
Molecule: messenger RNA, 8643 nt
Organism: Porites evermanni
Lineage: Eukaryota; Metazoa; Cnidaria; Anthozoa; Scleractinia; Poritidae
Source: the annotation of a GenBank genome assembly